Molecule: messenger RNA, 1110 nt
Organism: Paramecium tetraurelia
Lineage: Eukaryota; Ciliophora; Oligohymenophorea; Peniculida; Parameciidae
Exons: 9
Biological process (GO): cytoplasmic translational initiation
Cellular component (GO): eukaryotic translation initiation factor 3 complex
Source: RefSeq, a predicted model, not a curated record
AUGUCUUUACAUUUCCAAUACCUAGGCUAAGGAUUGAGCAGCCAAAAAACUAUGGAAUUAUUACAAAAGCAUUGUUCGUCUAAUCAUCAUAACAAAAUUGCUGAUUUCGGUGCUGUUUUUGAUGAAUUAUUGGAGUCAGAGAAAUACAAAGAUUUAAUAGUAUCCACUCUAGAGAUUAUCAAUUUGUCAUCAGAUAAAACUUUAUUACAACCAAUCUAUUCUGCAAUUCAAUAUUGGAUGACUAAACUUGAGUCGAAGGAAUAAUAAAUCAUCGUUGAUCUCUUUCUAAAGCACAUCGAAUAGAUUAAUGAAGAAGCCAUUUUUAAAACGAAAAUUGUAGCACAAUUGUUCAAUGCAUUGAGUUCAUCAUCAUUGUCAUAGAAUCUGUUUUUGAAAUUACUUGAAUGUGCAAAGAAAUGGAAUACUUAGUAACUAAUUAUAUCACCCAUUAUUUCAAACCUUAAGGAAUUCUUGAAUUUAUGGACUCUCAGUGGCCCUGAAGUCUUGAAAAUAUUAAAUGCAAUCUCAGAUUUGAUAGAUCCUCAAGACUAACAAUAUGUUAUACUAAUUUCUGAAUACAUUUUGAGAAACAUCAGCACUUCUUAAGAAUAAUACAUUAAGACAUUUAUUAGCUUCUAAAACAUCAAUCAAUCCUACUUAAAAUUAUGUGAAAUCACUUAAUGCUCUAAUUUUUAGGUUAUUGAAAAAACACAAUUGGGCUAGCUUAUAAAACUAGUGCUUGCAGGUGAUUUAUCAGGAGCAUCAGCCUUUUUAGUGAAGGAAGAAGGUUAUUUCAAAUCAUUAAAUCUAAAUGUUGAGCAAUAUUUGAAUUAGACAAGGAUUGCCAAAUUUAUUUAAUUAUCAAGUUAAAAAUAGAGUUACUCCUAUUAAGAAAUAGCUGAUGCUUUGAAUAUCAAAUUAGAAGAGGUGGAGAUUUGGGUUAUUCAUGCAAUUCAAUCGUAAAAUGUUUCAGCUUAAAUUGAUUAAUCUUAAUAAAGAAUUUUCAUCUUAGAUAACUUUAAAAAAUUGUUAGCCAAAGAUGAUUGGUAAAACUUGCAUAAAAAAUUAUCAGCUUUGUUAACCAAACUUAAAAGUGUUCAAAUAUAAUGA